AUGAAUCCCAUUGGGGCGCCGUCGCGGCUGAAAGUCGAGCCCCGUCCCUACACGCCCGACUCGGAAAACGGCUAUCGCGCCGGCGAUGGCAAGAAGAUACACAAACACGAACUGCGCAUUCCGUACMUGGGCUUCCUACCCAACAGAGUCCGCAACCACUUCAUUGCCUCGGUGGGAGAGUUUAUCGGCACCUUCUUGUUCCUCUUCUUCGCAUUCGCUGCAACCCAAGUCGGCAACGCUGCUGCACAAGGUGGUCAGACCGGCAACAACAACACUCUUAGUCAGGUGCCCAACGCCGGUACUCUCAUCUACAUCUCCCUCGCCUUUGGGUUCAGCUUGGCUGUCAAUGCGUGGGUCUUCUUCCGUAUCAGCGGUGGUCUGUUCAACCCUGCUGUCACUCUCGGCAUGUUUCUCAUCGGCGCCCUGACAUGGCACCGCGCCGUCCUCCUCUUCAUCGCCCAGAUACUCGGUGGUAUCGCUGCGGCAGCGGUGGUCUCAGGACUGUUUGCCGGUCCGCUGAACGUGACAACCAGUAUCAAUGGCAGCACUUCCGUCACCCGGGGACUCUUCAUCGAGAUGUUCCUCACAGCCGAACUCGUGCUCACCAUCUUCAUGCUCGCGGCUGAGAAGCACAAGGGCACCUUCCUGGCUCCCUUGGGAAUUGGUCUGGCGCUCUUUAUUGCCGAGCUGGCCGGUGUCUUCUUCACAGGAGGCUCUCUUAACCCAACACGUUCGCUCGGCCCAUGUGUCGUCACUGGAAACUUCCCCACCGAACACUGGAUUUACUGGGUUGGUCCAUUGCUCGGAUCACUGGUGGCGGUCGGCUUCUACCACUUCAUCAAGACCCUGGAGUACGAGACCGCCAACCCCGGUCAGGACUUUAACGAGCACGAGCACGAGGCCUUUUCGUUCGAUGAGGAAAACACCGCCCGUGGAGCGGAUAUCACCCGCCCUGGUGUGGCUCUCACCCAGAAUCUCGAACUCAAGCCCACCGAGUCCAUUCCGAUGACGGAGAUGUCUAUCAAUCACAACCGUCUUAGCAAUGCCGGAGCCGCAUCUGUCAACAGCCCGCGCAGUCAGAACGGUCGACCAGUUACUCAAGGCAGUGAGACCAUCCAACCAWCGAAUCCCAACAGGCCUCCAAUUCGCAUGGAUGGCAGUGAGAGUGGAUACAGCUCCAAGGGCGGCGAAACACCGUACUUGCACGGUCCUGAUGCGGAGAGUGGGAACAUGAACGCCAAGCGAGAAUGA
This is a messenger RNA of Ramularia collo-cygni, 1251 nucleotides long. Its product is annotated as related to aquaporin. Gene Ontology annotation, biological process: transmembrane transport. The record is from RefSeq and is a predicted model, not a curated record. NCBI's taxonomy places the organism in Eukaryota, Fungi, Ascomycota, Dothideomycetes, Mycosphaerellales, Mycosphaerellaceae. The transcript has 5 exons. Bases 1 to 1251 code for a protein of 416 amino acids. Gene Ontology annotation, cellular component: plasma membrane. Gene Ontology annotation, molecular function: water channel activity.